AUGAGCACGCGAUCGGAGCGCGCGCAGCGCUACGGUGUCGACUGCGGCGAGGGGCUCGAGUGGCCAGCGGGGUGGGUACCGGGCCGGGAGUAUGCAAAGCCGUUGGUCUUGACCAACAAGAGCGACAGCGCCAUGCGGCUGCGGUACCGGCUCCCCGAUUCCAAAUACUUUUCAAUGGCGUUUCCCGAGGAGAUCUUCUUGCUUCCCGGCCUCACGCACACGCUCGUCGUCACUUUCCGUCCCGUGCACCUCGAGUCGUACGACGACGCGGUGCAGUUCUCGAACGAGCGGGGGCAAAGCCCACUUGACAAGAGGCGGCCGGUGCCCACAGGGACCUUCUGCAUACCGAUUCGCGCGCACGUGCCGUCCGCGGCCGCCGUGGUCCCCGAAACUCUCGACUUUGGCUUCUGCCCUGUGGAUGAGACUGCCGUCAGGACCUUCCCCAUCUCCAACCGCGGCCAGUUGCCAAUCACUUUUGAGUGGUCCUACGAUGGGCCCUUUCGCCUCUCGCCCGCCUCGGGUGCUAUGCCUCCGGGAUCGUCCGUGACAAUUACGGCACGCUUCACGCCAUCCGAUGCCACCGUCUGCGUCGUGCGCUGCGUCUGCACGAUCCCCGAGGACCGCGCGCACGUGAUGACGCUCGAGGGAAUCGGAAAGUAUCCCUUUCUUGCUUCCGACUACGAAGCGAUCAACUUUGGUCGCGUUCUCGCCCGGGCCGAGUUUCGCCUGAGCAACCAGUCCCCCGUGAGCGCGCGCUACUUUAUCAGCCAGAGGGAGCGCGACGCGGCGCGGACCGUCUCGCUCGCACCCGUCUCCGGUGUCAUUCCGCCCGGUGGUGCAGAGACCGUGACCGCCAUCUUCCGUCCCGACGUGCGAGGCACGCAGACGCGCGAGAUCUACGACGUGGUGACGACAGGGGGCAACCGCAUCGCGAUAGAGUGCGCGGGAGAGGCUAUCGGGCCGAUCGUCGAGCUCUCCGCACGGUCGGUGGAUUUUGGCGACGUGCCGAUCGAGGAGCCGCGGCGAACGGUGACGCGGGUCGUGCAGCUCCAAAACCGGUCCAACUCGCAUGUGCCGUUCCAACUGCAUGCCGUCGAGGAGAACGGCGCCUUUGCCGUCGGCUGCACGGCGGGCGUCGUGCCACCGCGCCUCUCCCACACGCUGAGGCUCACCUACUCUCCCUCCGAGCCGGGCAACUACUACCGCCGGGUCGUGAUCCUCGUGCACAAUCAGGCGCCGCUCUGCUUGGAUGUCGUCGGGACUGGCUUCAACGACAAGAAGCGUCCGAUGACCCUCGCGCUCCCCGUCGUGGCGAGAGCGCGCGCGAGGGCGCGGCGCGGACUUCACCUUCUCAGCCCUGAGGAGCUCGACGCCUCUGCCUCGGCCAAGCGCGCCAGGUCGGCGGCACUGCUGGAAGGUGCCAGCAGCGGGUCCGGCGAGGGCGAGAGCGAAGGCGAGGGCGAGAGCGAGGGAGACCAGGACGAGGACGAUGAGGUAGAGCUAAUGAACGAGGUGUUCCACGGCUGCUGCGAUCCCACGGCGGCCCUCGCCUUUGACGAGGAGUACCUCGACUUUGGCGCCGCGUCGCGGCUGCGCGUGGGCGAGCCGCGCCUGCUCCGGCUGACCAACCGCACCCGUGGAAAGAUCGCAGUCCGCUGGGCACUUCCCCAUGGCUACGCAUCCGGUGGCUCGCUCGACCGACUGGGCGCCGUCUUUGCGGUCAAUCCAGCGACGUGCGACGUGGCUCCAGAGUCGACGGCAACCUUCAAGGUGCACUUCCUGCCACGCUCGGACAGCCAGCACUACUUCCAGCGCCUCGAGUGCGUCGCCAGCUUCAAGUCCAUGCGCUCCUUCCGACUGGUCUCCGAAGACAACUUUGUGCCACCCUGGUCGCUCGCAGUUGGCGCACAUGGUCACACCUUUGCGCCCGGGGCGAGCCGCUUCAUCGCGCAGCCUUUGCUGUCGCACCCUGUGCUCUCGUUUCCCGUGUGCCACGUCGGCGAGACCGGCUACCAGACCGUCUCGCUCACAAACGAGGGCGAGACGCCCAUGAUGUUUUCUCUGCGAACCGGCGCCUCCUGCAACUUUGCCAUUGUGCCACCUGCGGGCGUCGUUCCGGCCCUCGGCACUCAGCUGUUGGCGGUGCGCUUUAGCCCCACAGAGGUUGCGCAGUACGAUCGCACGGUGAGCCUAGUUCUCAACGGCGAGGAGGCGAACCCGCUCAAGAUGAGGCUGCUUGGUGCGGGCUCCGAGGCAUCGCUGCGUCUACCGCACGGCGGCCGGCUCUUCCUACCAACCACCUGCGUGGGCGCUUCCUCAACGGCGUGCCUGACCAUAUCCAACCCUACUCGCCUGCCUCUCGCGUAUGAGUGGGACCUUCCGGAGAGCGCCGCGGAUGUGCUGAGCGUCUCCCCUGCCGCUGGAGUGCUGAGUGGCAAGGCCUCGCUGCAAACCACCUGGGUCUUUUCGCCGAGUUCGCCGGGACAUAUGCUCGCCAAGGUGCCCUGCCUGGUGUCCGCCGUCGACAGCCGCACUGGCGGCACAGGUAGCUACGAGGUGCUGAACCAAGUCCUCACUGUUUCCGGCGCCGGGGCGUCGGGACAGCUAAGCGUGUCGCCGGCUGUGCUGGACUUUGGUGCCAUCCAGGUUGGCCUGCCGCGCCGGUUGCCACUGACGCUGGUCAACUCGUCGACCGUCGACCUGUGGUACGAGCUCUCCUUUUGCCGAACCGAGGCUUGCGCGAUGGACGAGGCCGGAGAAGCUGACGUCCUCCGUUGCCUCGCGCCUCGCGGCCUGGUUCCCGCCCGCAACUCGGUGGCGGUGACGGUACAGCUCGAGGCCCUAGCGCGGGGGUCAAUCCAUUACGACGUCCUCUGCGCCAUUGCACCCGGAGGGAACGGCGACGCUGAAAGUGUGCUGCUUUUGCCGCCGACGCGCCUCAGCGGCAUCCAAGCCAGGGGAGAGUACCCGGCGCUGCAAGUAGUGGACGCCCGACUGAGCGGUGUCUCGCAAGAGGCGCUCUGGCGCUCGCUACAGCUGAAACAGGUCAACGACGAGCUCAAUGACGUGCCCUCUGCAGAGGAGAAGGCGUGCAUGUCGGUGGAGGGGAAGCCACCGCCCAUCUUGCACGCGCCCGCCACCUCGACCUUCCGUCGCUUCGAUCUUGUGCUUCCACCGCGCAUCCAAACUUCGGCGGAGCAGCGACUGCGGCUGCUCAUUCGAAACACGAGUAGACUCCCUGCGCGAUGGACCCUCAAGUACCCGACCGAAUCGGACGUGCAGGCGGAGCCUUGGGUGGACUUUGGCCCGCCCUCGGACGAACAACUGCCGCUCACCCUCGUCGUCGAGUGCGGCAAGCGGCUGGUGCUUAACGUAAAGGGCCGGACGCUCGGGCCGACUGAGACCCACCUCGCCCUCCCGUCGGGCGGCAUCCGGCUGGGCGCAGCGCCCAUUGGGCUGCCCACGCCCCUGCGCCAGACGCUCGAGCUUCCUAAUCCUUCGGCCGUACCGGUAGAGUACGAGAUCAACAGCGCUGCCCUGGAUGCGUUCACCUCCAAGCAUCUCGGCUUCGAGGUGUUGUCUUGCCCUGAGCCUGCCGGUGUCAUCUCACCGGGCAGCUGCGCGAGGGUGCCGCUGCUCUUCCACCCGCUCGAGGCGCGCGAGUACUUCAUAUCUCUGCCGCUCCGUUUUGGACAUGCCAGGGGGGGCCCAUGCAAGGACACCACAGUCCUUAUCCGGGCGAACGGCUACGACCCAUCCGAUGCGCCCGUGGACUCGACGAGCGAGGCGGGCGUCAUGCCACCGUGCAGCUUGCUGCAGCCAUCACAGGUGGGACUGCCUGUGAGUCUCUCACUUGACACCUGCGUAUUUGGUCGCCUGCCGCAGCACUCGGACGGGUCACAGUUCCUGAUCCUUUCCAACGCGCUCGAUACGGCGUGCAAGUUUGCUUGGGACACCGCCCAUCCGUUGUACGGGUCACGCGUCGCAAUUCACCCGUCCGGUGGCAGCGUUCCGCCACUGGGGCACGUCUGCUGCAAGGUGUGCGUCCGCGGUGCGGGACCGCCCGAGGCGCUCGACCUCGUGCUCGGCUGCACCCUCGAGCCGCUUGCCUCGACUGCCGCAAACGAUUUCACCAGGACGGCGGAUGGGACGCGCAAACUUGUUGCCGAACGACCGGAGCAGCGACGAGAGCGCAGCGCGCUCACACCUCUCGCCGCUAGGCAAUCUCUGGCGCCGCCGCUGUCGAGCGCCGCGCCGCCGCGGCUGCUGCUCGGAGUCCGAGCGACGUUCCUUCCGUCGGCGACGCUACGCAGUGCGGCCUUCCCCUUGGCGGAGCACUUUGUCCCUCGCUCGCUGCCGCCGCCAGAGCCGACACAGCUAGGCCGUUCGAAGCCGAGGCGCAGUCAGGCAGGGAUCUACGGCGCGGGCGUCGCCCGCGACGCGGCAACUCGGCGAGCGCAGCGUGACACAGCAGAGGCGGUUCUCGUCGAGUUGUUGCAGGACGUAAUGCGGUCGGAGGAGGUGCGUCGCGUUCUCCAGGCGCCGCCGGUGAGGAUCGUCCCCUGGUUUGCCCAGCUCGCCUUUGCCAGGCACGGCACCGCUCCAGCGCCCGUGACUGUUCGAUGCGCCGACGCCACUUGUGAGGUUGGGGUUCUCGACGAUGCGGCCGCAGCUGAGGAGCGCAAGCAGGAGCGUGCGUUUGCUGCCGCAGAGGCGGCUCGCCGCACCACGCGGCGGCUGCGAGACGUGCAGUCAUCGGCGGAGCUGCAAGAGCUGGCGGCUUACGUCCUCGAGGGCACUCUGUUCAGCCUCGUCUCGGACGCCUCUCAUGGCGAGCUCUCGUUGCUUGAUCAAACGCCGACCGCCCCAACAGCAGAACCAGGACGAACGAGGGUGACCAAGGCUUUCGUUCGGCGAGGCCGAGGGCUAGGGGACACGCAAGAGUGGUGA
Emiliania huxleyi CCMP1516 is the source of this 4950-nucleotide messenger RNA. RefSeq lists its product as hypothetical. The record is from RefSeq and is a predicted model, not a curated record. The coding region runs from base 1 to 4950 and encodes 1649 amino acids. Lineage: Eukaryota; Haptophyta; Isochrysidales; Noelaerhabdaceae. The transcript is spliced from 6 exons.